UUGGGGUCUUCUUCCUUUUAGCUUUCUAAGCGUUGUUGGCCUGGCAGACGAGAAGCAGGAAAGAAGAAAGUCAUUAAUUAUUUAGGAAGUUCUCCGGAGCUGGAGAAGAGCAGCAUGAACACCAGCAUCAUGUACGCCAGCAGGAAGAGGAGGAAACCCGUGCAGAAGACGUCCAAGCCAACGCCGAGUGAUGGAAUCAAGUCAAACCCGUCAAAGAGGCACAGAGACCGUCUCAAUACUGAGCUGGAUAGAUUAGCCAGUCUCUUGCCCUUCCCGCAGGAAAUCAUAACUAAACUUGACAAACUUUCUGUGCUCAGGCUAAGUGUCAGUUUUCUCAGGGCCAAGGGCUUUUUUGAAGUUGCACUACAAGGUUCUAAGAUAGAUGGCAAUGGAAUCAGUGAAAGUCGAAGAACAAUUAAAUCCGGAGAAGAUCUACAUUUAUUAGAAGGAGAACUUUUGUUACAAGCACUCAAUGGAUUUGUCUUGGUAAUUGCUGCAGAUGGUCUUGUCUUCUUUUCCUCAUCCACAAUUCAGGAUUAUCUUGGGUUUCAGCAAUCCGAUGUAAUUCACCAAAGUGUUUUUGAGCUGAUUCACACAGAAGAUCGACCCGAAUUUCAACGUCAGCUGCACUGGGCAUUGGACCCUGUUCAACCGUCAGCAGAGUCGCAGAGUUCCACAGGAGACAAUGGAUUCCCAGUGAUAACAAACUUGUAUAAUCCUGACCAACUUCCGCCUGAGAAUUCAUCCUUCAUGGAAAGGAACUUUGUCUGCAGGCUAAGAUGUCUUUUAGACAAUUCCUCUGGGUUUUUGGCUAUGAAUUUUCAAGGACGCCUGAAAUAUCUCCAUGGACAGAACAAGAAAGGGAAAGACGGGGCACCAGUUCCUCCUCAGCUUGCACUCUUUGCCCUGGCUACACCGCUGCAAUCACCGUCCAUAUUGGAGAUCCGAACCAAAAACUUUAUCUUCAGAACAAAGCACAGACUAGACUUCACCCCAAUAGGGUGUGAUGCAAAAGGAAGUGUGGUGCUCGGUUACACAGAAGCAGAAUUGUGCGUUAGAGGAACUGGAUAUCAAUUUAUUCAUGCUGCAGAUAUGUUGUAUUGUGCAGAGAAUCAUGUGCGAAUGAUCAAGACUGGAGAGAGUGGUAUGACUGUGUUCAGACUUCUCGGAAAAAAUAACAUAUGGAUCUGGGUACAAGCAAAUGCACGUCUCGUAUAUAAGAAUGGGCGACCAGAUUACAUCAUUGCAACACAAAGACCUCUGACAGAGGAAGAAGGAGCAGAGCACUUAAGAAAGCGAAACACACAGCUGCCUUUCAUUUUUGCAACUGGUGAGGCGUUGUUGUAUGAGAGCUCAUUUCCCUUGCAAAGCAUAUUGGGCCCCUCACAAAAUAAACCUAAAAGUUCGUCAAGUAAAGGCUCCUCUGCCAAAGUAACAGCAAAUGAGCAACCUGUCAAUCCUGCCUCCCUUUUGGGUGCCAUGCUGAGACAGCAGGAUGAGUCUGUGUACAUUUAUCCUCCAGCUCCAAAUACUUUUUCGUUUGACAUUUUCAAAGAUAGCAGAAAUGAGCUGAGCAGCAGCUUUCCCAGUGGCUGGCAAGACAAUCGGCUACCUGUGGCCAACAGCAAUAUGAAGCAAGGGGAUGCAGCCUUUUCUCGGGGAAAGGAUGCAACACUGUCAUCAGAACAUACAGACGUCUUCGCUGAGGGCAAAAACAGUGAGCUUUAUAAUAUUAUGAGGAGCCUAGGGAUCGAUUUUGAUGACCUGGAGAUGAUGCAGCAAGAUGAAGAGUUUUUCAGAAAUGAAUUUGAAUAUCCAGACAUCGGGGAAAUCGAUGUGGCAGAUGAAAUUUUAAAUUAUGUUCAGGAUUCUCUAAACAAGAAAUCGGAUUGCAUGUUCAUAAACUCUGUUCAGCAAAUACCUUGCAUACAGGACUCCAACAAUGUAGUACAAAGCAGCCUCAACACAGCACAAAUGCGUCCACAACAGCCUAACCAAAUGAUCCCACAGCAGCUGUGUCAAAAAAUGAAACACAUGCAAGUCAAUGGUAUUUUAACGAACUGGAAUUCUGUAAAUUGUGUCCCUCUAACAUAUCGGGAUCAGCGAACUGAGCAGUAUGUUCCUAGACUCAACAAUGUAGCCCCAGACUAUUAUAAAUCUGAAAUCACCAGUGUUCCAUAUGCUUGCAAACAGGAAUAUAUGCCUUAUCAGGAGACCAUGCCCUCAGGGCCACUGCCAUCAAAUGUUACGCAAAUGGACUUUGAUCUUGCAAAUGUGGAGCAGCCAGUGUUUCCUGCACCCGCAAACCUGGAUGGGCUUAUAGAAUGUUUAUCACAGACUCCUGAAAUGCAAGACUGUGGUGUAAAUGCACAGACAGUUAUAAUGAAUACCCAGCCUUGCUACUCUGGUGCUGUAUCGAUGUAUCAGUGCCUCCCGGAACCCCAGCCAUCCUGUAUGAAUCAGAUGCAAUAUAAUGCAGUCAUGCCAGCACAACAGCAGUUAAUAAACAAACAGUUCCAGAAUGGGUUUGUGGGAGGAAACCUAAAUGAAACCUAUACCACACCAAUGGAAAUGGUAAACAGCACCCAGACUGCUCAACAUAUACCAUCCCAUCAUCUCCCUGAAAGCUCCAAGCUUUUCCCAGACAUGCCGUCAAGUGGAUUCAUGUGAGGAGAACAGCCUUUGUGCGCACUGUAAAAUGUGCUUCUAUUGGCCUCAAUAAAAGAAGACUUAAUGCUGAACAUGCUUUAAGAGCCACAUUACAUCAUAAAGAGUUUAUUUGGGCUAUUUGCACUUUGUAGCCCCCCCCCCCAGUGGCUUACACAUUGGACAGGGCUGGCCGGGCCAUACAUGGAAGUAGAAAGAGCAUAUUAUGGAAUUAAGCAGAACGGCUCUGCUUUUCCCUUUUAUUAUUCAAAGUUCAUGUUAUUUUCAGUGAAAUUUUACGUCAUCGUAUUUUUGCUAUCCAGUUCUGUAAUAUAUAGCAUCAUAAGCAACAAGAUAAGGCAACAUUUUAUUUACCUCUACUGCUGUACAAUCAAAAUUUUUCUUAAUACAGCACUUAAACCCUUUGAGUACUAUGGCAUGAUAUAUCAUUUUAUAUAAAAUUUGCUUACCUUUUAUAAUUUUGACUUCUACAAUAGGAAAAAAAGAGUAACAGAAGCACUUAAAGUGGCAUUUCCAUUCACCGUGUAAGGUUCAUUGAUGAACCUUAGGUCAUAUUUUGUAUGUCAAUGUGCAUAUUUGUCCUCACGCAUCAUCUCCACAUAAGUGAUGUGGUUUUAGAGCUAUGCUUAUGAAAUGGGGUGUAGCUACAUCUGAAUGC
Nanorana parkeri is the source of this 3325-nucleotide messenger RNA. RefSeq names its product aryl hydrocarbon receptor (gene AHR). The record is from RefSeq and is a predicted model, not a curated record. NCBI's taxonomy places the organism in Eukaryota, Metazoa, Chordata, Amphibia, Anura, Dicroglossidae. Gene Ontology annotation, biological process: regulation of transcription by RNA polymerase II. Gene Ontology annotation, molecular function: nuclear receptor activity; protein dimerization activity; transcription cis-regulatory region binding. Bases 115 to 2670 code for a protein of 851 amino acids. Gene Ontology annotation, cellular component: aryl hydrocarbon receptor complex; nucleus. The transcript is spliced from 11 exons.